ACGUGAGUAAACCAGUUUCUCUGUUGAUCUAAAAACAAAAAAAACAAAAAAAACUCCGACGAAAAACUUUCACGUUUUUGCCCUAAAUCCUUUCGUCUCUCUUUCUCCACCGAUUCAACUUCUCCCUCUCGCAUGCUUCGUCGACAUUGCUCGUUAUGUUGAAGUAGUCCUAGCUGUCUCCAUUUCUCAGCGGGUUUCUAUCGGCGGAAAAAAUCUCCGGUGAAGAGUCGGGAGUUUCAUAUUGAUUCUCCGCGUUUGAUUGGAAUUGGAAAUUCCGUUCGGUGUUCCUAUCUGAACUCAAAAUUAGGGUUUAUAGGCAGUCUCGCCAAUGGCUCCUGGGCGUAAAAGAGGAGCGAACAAAACCUUGGCGAAAGGAGAUUUGAGACUGAGUGAUUUGGUACUUGCUAAAGUCAAAGGCUUCCCUCCUUGGCCUGCUAAGAUCGGCCGGCCCGAAGAUUGGGGUCUUGCUCCAGACUCAAAGAAAUAUUUUGUUCAGUUUUUCGGAACACAGGAAAUAGCUUUUGUUACGCCACCUGAUGUUCAAGCCUUCACUAGUGAGGCAAAGAAAAAACUAUUAGAAAGAUGUCAAGGUAAAACAGUCAAGUUCUUUGCCCAAGCUGUGGAGGAAAUCUCCGCUGCAUUUGAAGAGUCGCAGAAUCACAAGUCAGAUAGUUUGGGCAACGAGGAUCUUUUGAUUGCUGUUGAGCCAAGUUUGACCAAGACUAAGACAUUGGAUGGAACAGAUCAUAGAGAAUCUGGUAAUGAUGGAAAUUCCGAUAAGUUCGACUCUAGGGCGAAUCCUUGUCUUCAUAAAUUAGUUGAGAAUAAUGGUGCAGAGGCAAAGCCUGACAUAGGAGAGGAAGAUUUAUCUCCAUUUCUGAAAUCAAAUAACAGAAGUACGUCCCCAGGUGGUGAGCCUCUGAAGCACGGAUCACCUGACCCUCUUUUAAAGGUAGCAAGUGAUGGUGUCACUUGCACUGAGCAUCGCGAUGGUGCUGGAAAGAAUUCGGUCAACGGUGAGCGAAUAAUAAAGAAGAUAACGGGUGACUCGGAGAAAAAAUGUAAAGAUGAGGUUCAUAGAGCCAAACGUGUGCCUGAUAGCCGAGCUGCUACAGAUAAUAAUCUCAUUGGUCCUAACCAGAAGUUAAAGGGCAGUAAGAAUGAAGCUUUUGACAGUAAAGUGGUGCCGGAUCUUAAUAUCGCCAGUUAUAAAAAGUCAAAAAAGUUGCUGAAAGAGAAACCUAGCGCCCGAGUCUGUAGUGAUAAGAAUGAGUAUGCGCUUGACUGUAAACCUGGGAUUUUGGGGAAGAAAAAGAGGCUUGAAAGUGAACUCGGAAAGUCUGCAUCAAGAGCAGAUGAAAGUAAACGUGCUGCUAAGAGGCAGCGAUCUGGAGAUGCUAAUGAUCAAAAACAAUGUAAGACCAAUGGUCUUCUUUCUGUUGGUGAAGGCAAAGCUGAAGGAUCUGAUUCUACUGGCGUUGUAUCACCCCGGGGAAGAGAAGUUCAACCUGAUAAGAAAGUGGUCGCUUAUACAAAGCGCCGCAAACAGACAGUGGAGCGUACAAGCGUUUCCUCUUUUUCUGGGUCUCGUGAUAAAGAGGGGACAAAACAUCUAGAGCGGAAGAUUAGUUCAUCUUCUGCUGGUGAUAUGAAGGUUCCAGCUGCUCAGCUGCCUAAGAGACGGAGGGCGGUUUAUAUAAAUGACGAAGAUGAUGACGAAGAUCCAAAGACUCCAGUGCAUGGAGGACAUACCAAUGUUCAUAAAGCUACAUCAGCUUUUACUGAUGGUCCGAAAAGUGCUAAUGCGUCCCAUGAUGCUACUAUUAAAACGAAGGUAUUCGCUGGAUCUGCAGAAAAGGCUGAAAUAGGGAAAGUACCUCUGUGUAAACAUAACAAGGAUGGUUCACUUGCACUACCUAAAAGCAUGGAGGGCCUUUCGAAUUGCUCGCCUAUGGGAAAACCAGUGACCGAGUUGCUCCCAAAAAAUGUCAAGUCGAUUUUGAGAUCUCCUAAGAAGUCCUCUCAGCUGGUUUCAUUCAAGAAACAGGUGACAGGACAAAAUAAAACUGCUAAAGUCUCUGGUGCGGGAAUGCCAGAUAUCGUGGAGGGCCUUUCGAACAGCUCGCCUAUGGGAAAACCAGUCAUCAAGUUGAACACGAAGAAGCAGAUCGUGAGAUCUCCUAAGAGAUCUCCUCAGUUGGUUUCAACUAAGGACCAGGUGGCAGGACAGAAUUUAGCCGGAAAAGUCUAUAGUCGGGGGAUGUCAAAAAUAUGUCAAGGCGAUUCUUCUAAGGAUGCAUUGGCUGGUUCUGAUAGAGUAAGCUCUUCUCAAUCUCAGACAGCAAAACAGAGAAGCAAACCAGCUUUAGGGGAAAAGCUAACAGACACUCCAAAUGUUGCAACUCGUUUGAACGAUGCUGGAGUGUCAAGAGACACUUCUGUGAACUUGUCCACUGGAAUGAUUGAUGUCAAUCAAGGAAAUGGAAGUGCCCCAUUGACCAGUUCUGGGAUGCCAGAUUCUUCUUCAUCUAUGAAGAACCUGAUUGCAGCUGCCCAAGCAAAAAGAAAACAAGCUCACUCACAUACUUCACCGUUUGUGAAUCUAGACCAUACAAUCUUAAGCAUCGGUGAAACUCAGAUGAGAAGUCAUAGCCCUUUAAUGAUUCAGAAUGUUUCAUCUCCUGCCGGCGAUGCCAUGCUAAUUAUUGCUCAGGGACAUCAAGAAGAUCCGACUCCGUCAAAUCAUGUCCACCAGUCCCCAGCAAGUAAUUUAGCGGAGACUGAAGAGAAUGAUGAGAGAAGAGUUAGCUCAGGGCAUAUGUCAGUUGGGGACGCUGGAACUGAGGCUGCGAUUUCUCGAGAUGCUUUUGAGGGAAUGAUAGAGACCUUAUCCAGAACGAAGGAAAGUAUUGGACGUGCAACCCGCCAGGCAAUUGAAUGUGCCAAGUAUGGGAUGGCCAGUGAGGUUGUGGAAUUACUCAUACGAAAGUUGGAAAUUGAACCGCAUUUCCGCCGUAAAGUGGACUUAUUCUUUCUCGUUGAUUCGAUCACCCAAUGUUCUUAUAGCCAAAAAGGUAGAGCUGGCGCUUUGUAUAUUCCUACUGUGCAGGCAGCCUUGCCACGCCUUCUAGGUGCUGCUGCUCCUCCAGGGACUGGUGCUCGUGAAAAUCGUCAUCAAUGUCGCAAGGUGUUAAGGCUGUGGCUUGAGAGGAAGAUUUUCCCAGAUUCUCUUCUGCGCCGUUAUAUUGCUGAUAUUAGUGCCUCUGGUGGUGAUGCAACUGUUGGGUUUACCUUACGACGCCCUUCUAGAUCUGAGCGUUCUGUAGAUGAUCCUAUAAGGGUAAUGGAAGGGAUGCUUGUUGAUGAGUAUGGGAGUUUUCUCUGCAGCAAUGCGUGUUUUCAGCUGCCUGGAUUUUUAUCUUCUCACACUUUUGGAGAUGAUGUGGAAGACGAGGAUCUUUUAAUCACAUCAACGGAAGUUGUUAACACACAUAUCGAAGAACCAGUCGAUGCUUUAGGCAAGUUAGAGGCACAUGAUGGUUCGAGUGAUAAACCUUGUGUUUUAGAGGCUGUCAAUGGUGUGCUUGAAAAGGAAGAUGUGUCUUACCAGCCGGGAGAUGAAGAACCUUCUUAUGUUUGUGGGAUUGAAGCAAAGGUUGACUCGCCGGCUGCUACCACUGCAACUGAGCUGCCUCCUUUUCCAGAGUGUUCUCCUCCGUUACCUCAUGAAUCGCCUCCAUCUCCCCCUCCUCUACCUUCUUCUCCUCCACCCCCAUCUCCGCCUCCACCCCAAUCAUCUCCACCGCAAUUGCCACCACCACCACCACCUCUCUCCGAGCAAUGUUCACCUCCACCACCAGCUCCAUUGCCACCUCGACCACCCCCUACACCUCCACAAUCUAUAGCUCUACCAGAAUCAUCAAUAACUCAACCGUCCAAGCCUAGCCAUCCGUCAGUACCACUUCAACCAGAAUUCGUUCCCCCAGCAUGUCCAUUAUUGCAACAUGAAUACCAGACAUCUAUGCAGCGGUCUAGCAUUGCCACUAGUAAUCAAAUUGCCCAAGUGCUCGUAAACGCUGCACAUGGAAGGCAUGCUGAUGGCGACGUGUUUUUAAAACAUGAAGCUUCUUUACAGAACCAACGUCUUCAAUCGAGCAAUACCUCUUUUAUACAGAGUCCAAUGAUUAGGAAUCACGCCCCAGCACCAUCCAGCCAUUUUUCGCUUCCAAGCCGGAUUGUUCAUUCACAACCUCAGCGGUCCUCCUUUCCUCAUCCUUGCCCUUUUUCUUCUCAGCUAGUUGAUGGGCGACGGCAUAUGAACGAGGACCCAUGCCGGAGGCCUUUCAGUGGACGUAGUGCAGAUACUCAACAUGGAGCUUGGAUAAGUGGAAGAAACCCACUUCCAGGCCCUCAUACAGUUACAGAUGGUUUCUUUCAGCCACCUCCAGAAAGACCACCAACAGAGACAAUGAGCUAUCAACUUGCUGCUAAUAACUUGCAAGCUGGCCCUACAAUUUCAGGUCAUACUGCUACGCAGAUGUUACCAUCUCGGCCAGACAUACCUUCUGCGGCUCGUUGGAGGCCAUCUUGAAGUUAAGACAGUUCGAAAUAGACUGCCUUCCCUUCCAUGAAGGACUUUUUGGGCGGUAUAUUCACUUCCAGGGGCAUCAAAACUCUGCAGACUAUUGUCAGGAUACUGCUCUAUUGUAAUUUUUCCUGACAAAUUUAUCACCGGAUCAUGUUCUUCACAGUAUAUGCCCUUGUUUCUAAUUUGAACCUAGGUUGUCCUGGCUGGAAGCCUUAGCAGGAUCAUGAAGCAUCCAUUAUAAGCAAUCGGAACUCCAUUCAGCCGGUGUUACAUGAAUAUCCAUAUUGAAUCUUGCGCACUGCUUAUCUGAAGUAUGUUGAGGACUUGAGGUCUACACGUUUGAAAACGGAGUGGUGAAGAUGAGCGUCCUUGGACCAAAUUUAAUCUCGAGGUAAAGACUAAAGAUUCUAGAGACUAGUCUUUGACUGUUCAAUUCUGAAGACAAAGUUUGAAUUUGAAAACCGGGCUCAUCUGAGAAUAGAGAUGUUGCUGCGAGCUAGAGCAAGUCAAGCCCUGUUAUUCUUAAAGCAUAUAUUUUUUUCAUCAUGUGAAAACGAUAAGAAAAUUCUAGAAUAGAAAAUAUAUUUUAUUUCAAAGAAAAAAGAAUAGCUCAAUCCAGAGUCAUAGAAAGAAUAUGGAACUUUGAUCAGAAAUAACUAGUGUUUUCUACCCCUUUAGUUAAUAUAUCAUCAUUUUGAAUGUAUAAUUGUUUCGGCUCUAGCGUAUAUCAUUCCAUGUUGCCAACAAAAAAAAGAGCAUGUGGUUCCACUGGUUAAGUCGUUAUUGGAGAAUGUAAAAUAACUACUCGUCUCUUU
Eutrema salsugineum is the source of this 5403-nucleotide messenger RNA. RefSeq names its product protein HUA2-LIKE 1. Gene Ontology annotation, molecular function: double-stranded DNA binding; transcription coregulator activity. Lineage: Eukaryota; Viridiplantae; Streptophyta; Magnoliopsida; Brassicales; Brassicaceae. The record is from RefSeq and is a predicted model, not a curated record. The transcript has 14 exons. Gene Ontology annotation, biological process: regulation of transcription by RNA polymerase II. Bases 329 to 4591 code for a protein of 1420 amino acids. Gene Ontology annotation, cellular component: nucleus.